AUGGCUUUCAAAGACACCGGGAAGACGCCCGUGGAGCCCGAGGUGGCCAUCCACCACCGCAUCCGGAUCACGCUCACCAGCCGCAACGUGAAGUCGCUGGAGAAGGUGUGUGCCGACCUGAUCAGAGGUGCCAAGGAGAAGAACCUGAAAGUGAAGGGGCUGGUGCGCAUGCCUACCAAGACCCUGAGGAUCAGUACGAGAAAAACACCUUGUGGUGAAGGCUCCAAGACAUGGGAUCGUUUCCAAAAGAGAAUCCACAAGCGCCUCAUUGACUUGCACAGCCCCUCCGAGAUAGUUAAGCAAAUCACGUCCAUCAGUAUUGAGCCGGGCGUGGAGGUUGAAGUCACCAUUGCAGAUGCCUAAGUCAACUGUUUUCAUAAAUUGACUAAAAAAAAAACCCACUUAGUCU
Messenger RNA from Microtus oregoni (creeping vole), 409 nucleotides. Its product is annotated as 40S ribosomal protein S20-like. Gene Ontology annotation, biological process: translation. Gene Ontology annotation, molecular function: structural constituent of ribosome. Gene Ontology annotation, cellular component: cytosolic small ribosomal subunit; ribosome. The transcript has a single exon. The record is from RefSeq and is a predicted model, not a curated record. Lineage: Eukaryota; Metazoa; Chordata; Mammalia; Rodentia; Cricetidae. Bases 1 to 363 code for a protein of 120 amino acids.